Messenger RNA from Malassezia pachydermatis, 1035 nucleotides. Its product is annotated as adenosine kinase. Bases 1 to 1035 code for a protein of 344 amino acids. Gene Ontology annotation, molecular function: adenosine kinase activity. Gene Ontology annotation, cellular component: nucleus; cytosol. The record is from RefSeq and is a predicted model, not a curated record. Gene Ontology annotation, biological process: purine ribonucleoside salvage. Lineage: Eukaryota; Fungi; Basidiomycota; Malasseziomycetes; Malasseziales; Malasseziaceae. The transcript has a single exon.
AUGGUCCAGACGGAGAACCUGAAGCUAGUUGCACUGGGCAACCCCCUGCUUGACAUGCAGAUCCGCGAUGGUGAAGAGGUGCUGAAGAAGUACAACCUCAAGGCCAACGAUGCAGUGCUGGCUUCGCCGGAGCAGCUCGGCAUUUACCAGCACCUCGUGGAGAACUACCAGGUGACCUACGUGGCUGGUGGUGCAGCCCAGAACACUGCGCGUGCUGUGCAGUACGUGCUGCCACCGGGCUCCACCGCCUACCUCGGCUGUGUAGGCAACGAUGAUCUGGCGCAGCAGCUGCGCUCGGCCAACGACCGUGAGGGUCUGCAGUCGGUGUACCAGGUGGUCAACGACACACCAACCGGCUCUUGCGCUGUGGUCAUUACUGGCCAUGACCGUUCUCUGUGCACCAACCUCGGUGCGGCUGAGAAGUUCAGCCCCUCGCACCUUGAGUCGGCGGACGCCAAGGCUUGCAUUGAGGCGGCUAAGUUCUUCUACAUCGGUGGUUUCUUCCUGACCCACGGUGUGGAGAGUGCUUUGACCGUUGCGAAGUAUGCUAAGGAGACGGGCAAGCCGUUUGCGUUCAACCUCUCGGCGCCGUUCAUCCCUGAGUUCUUCAAGGCGCAGGUCGACCAGGUGAUGCCCUACGCAGAGCUGGUCAUUGGUAACGAGACGGAGGCCACGGCGUGGGCCAAGGCGUCAGGUCUUGACACCACGGAUCUGCAGAUGAUUGCGCAGAAGAUUGCUGACUCGCCUUCGGAGCUUUCGAAGCCGCGUACAGUGCUCAUUACCCACGGUGCCGAGUCGACCAUCCGCGCUGUGCAGGGCCAGUCGGAAGUGAAGACCCACCCUACGCCCAAGGUGGACGCUGCGAACAUUGUGGACACCAACGGUGCUGGCGAUGCGUUCGCUGGUGGUGUGAUCGCUGGCCUAAUCCUCGGCAAGUCGAUUGAAGAGGCAGUGGACGUGGGCCACCGCCUCGGCGGCAUGUGCAUUGGUCAGGUCGGCCCUGUUCUCAAGUUCCCGAAGGAGAACGUGGUCUAA